AUGGAGAGGAUGAUUAUUUUCUGUAUGCUCUUCUUCUGUUCCAGUAUGGCGCUGACUGCAGCUCCACAUAAAAUAGCAAAAUACAAACAGCUUCUCAAGACAAUUACACGGUUAGAAACCACAGUGAAAGAUAAGGAUGUUGAAUUGCUGCAUACACCAGAAAACCCUGCGGACGGAUGCCUGUUCACAGCUGUGACCUGCUUCCACAAGGGCACACUGAAAUUACAACCAGAGAACAACCAAGUACAUUCUACAUUCACCCAAACCAUUAAAGUCUUGAGAAGAUUCACCAUCAGCGACCCUGGAAAGCACUGUGAGUCUUCAUGUGAAUCUUACGAGAAAAAAACUCCCAAAGAGUUUUUGAAGAGCUUUGCAAAACUAAUCAAACAGCUAUUUCAGAACUCCCAGGCAAAUACUGUCAGUGACCUGCUACUGUUUGUUUUAAAACGUUGUUCCACAGACUUUUUUUUAGCCAUUCAGUUCCUGAGAGAUCUAUUGAUGGUUUCCUCAUGA
Messenger RNA from Nipponia nippon (crested ibis), 513 nucleotides. It is a transcript of the gene IL21, whose product is annotated as interleukin 21. Gene Ontology annotation, biological process: immune response; positive regulation of natural killer cell mediated cytotoxicity. The record is from RefSeq and is a predicted model, not a curated record. Gene Ontology annotation, molecular function: cytokine receptor binding. Gene Ontology annotation, cellular component: extracellular region. Lineage: Eukaryota; Metazoa; Chordata; Aves; Pelecaniformes; Threskiornithidae.